GCCGACAUGGUUGAGGCGGAUCGCCCCGGGAAGCUUUUCAUUGGCGGGCUCAACCCCGAAACCGAUGAGAAAGGCCUAGAGGCCGCGUUUGGCAAGUAUGGCCGCAUUAGCGAGGUUCUCUUGAUGAAAGAUCGAGAAACCAACAAGUCCAGGGGCUUUGCGUUCGUCACCUUCGAAAGCCCCGCAGACGCCAAGGCUGCCGCCAGAGACAUGAACGGCAAGUCCCUGGAUGGUAAGGCCAUCAAGGUGGCCCAGGCCACCAAGCCGACGUUUGAGAGCGGGCGGCGGGGUGCGCCGCCGCCGUCCCGCAGCCGCGGUCGCCCGCGGGGCCUGCGCGGCACCCGCGGGGGCGGCGGCGGCCCGCGGCGACCCCCCUCCCGGGGCGGGCCGGCGGACGACGGCAGCUACGCGGGGGAUUUCGACCCGCGGCCCUCCAGAGCCCCUAUGCCCAUGAAGCGCGGGCCGCCGCCGCGCAGGGCCGGGCCGCCCCCCAAGAGGGCCGCGCCGUCGGGCCCGGCUCGCAGCGGCGGCGGAAUGAGCGGGCGGGGCCCGGCCGCGCGCGGGAGAGAUGGCUAUGCUGGCCUGCAGCGCCGGGAACCGCCACCCCCGCGCCGCGACCCCUACCUGGGCCCCCGGGAGGAGGGCUACUUGCCCAGAGACGGCUACUCGAGCCGAGACUACCCGAGCGCCCGCGACCCCCGCGAGUUUGCUCCGUCGCCGCGAGAGUACACCUACCGCGAUUACGGCCACUCCAGUGCCCGCGACGACUGCCCGUCGAGAGGCUACGGCGACCGAGACGGCUACGGGGGGCGCGACCGCGACUACGCGGACCAUCCGAGUGGAGCCUCCUACCGAGAUGCCUUCGAGAGCUACGGGGACCUGCGCAGCGCCGCCGCAGCGCGGGGGCCCCCGCCUUCUUACGGCGGAGGAGGCCGCUACGACUACUACCGCGGCUGCUCGCCUGACGUCUACGGCGGCGGCCGCGACAGUUACGGCGGCGGCCGGAGCGACCGCUACUCUAGGGGCCGCGACCGGGUAGGCAGAGCCGACCGCGGGCUCUCCCCGUCCGUGGAGAGGGGGUGCCCUCCCCCGCGCGAUUCUUACAGCCGCUCUGGCCGCAGGGUCCCCAGGGGCGGAGGCCGCCUGGGAAGCCGUUCCGAGAGAGGGGGAGGCCGCAGCAGAUACUAA
Molecule: messenger RNA, 1188 nt
Organism: Odobenus rosmarus divergens (Pacific walrus)
Lineage: Eukaryota; Metazoa; Chordata; Mammalia; Carnivora; Odobenidae
Gene: RBMXL2
Product: RNA binding motif protein, X-linked-like 2
Exons: 1
Coding region: 7-1188 (393 amino acids)
Biological process (GO): positive regulation of mRNA splicing, via spliceosome
Cellular component (GO): spliceosomal complex
Molecular function (GO): RNA binding
Source: RefSeq, a predicted model, not a curated record